AUGGCUACUCCUUCGUUGGACGAAGAAACCGCUAAGGAAGUCCUUAGACAGGUUGAGUUUUAUUUCAGUGACAGCAACAUACCCCGUGAUAAUUUCUUGAGAAACGCAAUCAAGUCCAGUGAAGAUGGCCUGGUGAGUUUGGCUUUGAUUUGUUCGUUUAAGAAGAUGAAAGGUUACUUGAAGUUAAUGGAUGUGAAGCCUGAAGAAAUCCCAGAAGCUACUGUUCAGUCUGUGGCAGAAACUUUGAGAAAAUCCUCUUCUCUUAAAGUAUCUGAAGAUGGGAAGAAAGUAGGCAGAAUUGCUGCGCUAUUGAAGCCAGAUGAGGCUAUAGAGCAAUUAGAUGUAAGAACAGUUGCUGUGUCACCAUUAAAAUAUAAUGUGAAGCGGGAAGAGCUGGAGUCGUUUUUUGGUCAACAUGCAAAGGUUACAAGUGUGAGGAUGCCUCGUCAUGUUGGUGACAAAAGGGUAUUUUGUGGUACUGCUUUGAUUGAGUUCUCAUCGGAGGAAGAUGCUGAAAAGAUUUUAAAGCAAACCUUGGUUUUUGAAGGUGCAGAGCUUGAAAUAAAACCAAAGAAGGAAUUUGAUACAGAAAGAGCACAAGAAGAAGAGGAAUUUGAAAAUUCUCAUCCCUCAGCUGGCCCCAGUAAUAAGAACAGUUCCAAUGGAGAGGGGAACUACCCAAAGGGCUUAAUUAUUGCGUUUUCUUUGAAGAGGAAGCUAGCUGGAGUUUCUGCAGAACAAAAUGUUGCUCAGGAAUCUGCCAAUGGUGAUGCAAAUGCCUGUGAAGCAGAUGGAGGAUCAAAUUCAUCAGAGAAUACAGCCAAAGAAAAUGAACAGAAGGUUCCAGAAAAUGUUAAGACUGAUGAUGAAAACAAUGGGGAAAAUGUUGAUGGGGACAAUGGCUCUGAAAGUACAGUAAUGAAAACUGGAGAGGAGAAAUCAUCUGAAGAUCCCAAUGGAAAGGAGGAAGGGAAAGAAAAACCUAGCGCAGCUGCUUCCAAGGAUGACAAGAAUGUUGUUUUGCGUGAAGAUCUGAAGGCUGUCUUUGAAAGAUUCGGCACUGUAAAGUACGUUGAUUUCAAAAUGGGAGAUGAAUCAGGAUAUAUUCGAUUUGAAGAAGCAGAAGCAGCUCAGAAAGCUCGAGCAGCUGCAGUCCUAGCUAAAGAAGAGGGUCUGGUUGUGAAGAAUUUCAUUGCCACUUUAGAACCUGUGAUUGGUGAGGCAGAAAAGGAAUACUGGAACCAACUCCGUGGACAAAAAGAAAGGCGUUUUGAAAAUAAGGGCAACCGAGGAAGGGGUGGGAGAUACUACAAAGGUGGCGGCAAACAUCACCGCCCUAGAGAAAGCGAUUCUGGGAGACCAAAUAAAGCUCAGAAAGUUGGAGCAUCAUGA
Molecule: messenger RNA, 1392 nt
Organism: Dovyalis caffra
Lineage: Eukaryota; Viridiplantae; Streptophyta; Magnoliopsida; Malpighiales; Salicaceae
Source: the annotation of a GenBank genome assembly